Chaetura pelagica (chimney swift) is the source of this 1738-nucleotide messenger RNA. It is a transcript of the gene AIFM1, whose product is annotated as apoptosis-inducing factor, mitochondrion-associated, 1. Gene Ontology annotation, molecular function: NAD(P)H oxidase H2O2-forming activity; FAD binding; protein dimerization activity. The record is from RefSeq and is a predicted model, not a curated record. The transcript is spliced from 17 exons. Gene Ontology annotation, biological process: mitochondrial respiratory chain complex assembly; apoptotic process. Lineage: Eukaryota; Metazoa; Chordata; Aves; Apodiformes; Apodidae. Gene Ontology annotation, cellular component: mitochondrion; cytoplasm. Bases 1 to 1713 code for a protein of 570 amino acids.
AUGUCGGGCCAAAACCCAGCUUUGCAGUGUCCUCAGCUCAGAUGCCCUUCUAGAUCCUUGGCGUCCUCAGGUGUUCCUGGCAAAGCUGGCAGCAACCUCUUGCUGUACUUAAUUGUAGGAGGAACAGUCACUGGGACAGGAGCCUAUGUGUACAAGACACUGCGGGAGAACAAAGAGCGGUUCACCAGUCGUGUCACCAACAUCACCACACACUCUCAGGAGGAUGGAUCCUCUCCCUCUGCUCCAAGGGCUCAUGAGAUCCCAUCCCCCUGCCUGCUGAUUGGUGGAGGAACUGCUGCUUUUGCUGCUGCCAGAUCCAUCCGGGCACGGGACCCCGGGGCGCGGGUGCUGAUUGUGUCUGAGGAUCCUGCCCUGCCCUACAUGCGUCCACCUCUUUCCAAAGAGCUCUGGUUCUCAGAUGAUCCAAACGUGACAGAGACGCUGCGGUUCAAGCAGUGGAACGGGAAGGAGAGGAGUAUCUAUUUCCAGCCGCCGUCAUUUUACGUGCCUGUCCGUGACCUGCCUUCUGUGGAGAAUGGAGGAGUGGCAGUUCUCUGUGGCAAGAAGGUUGUGCACAUGGAUGUUAGAGGCAACACAGUGAAACUCAACGAUGGCACCCAGAUAUCCUACGACAAAUGUCUCAUUGCCACUGGUGGCACCCCAAGGAACCUGCCUGCCAUCGAGAGAGCAGGGAAAGAUGUGCAGAGGAGGCUGACGCUGUUCCGAAAGAUUGAGGACUUCAAAAGUCUGGAGAAGAUUUCAAGAGAAGUCAAGUCCAUCACAAUUAUUGGUGGUGGUUUUCUCGGCAGUGAGCUGGCCUGUGCCCUGGGGAGAAGAGCACAAACCAGAGGCCUGGAGGUGAUUCAGCUGUUUCCAGAGAACGGCAACAUGGGCAGAAUCUUGCCAGAAUAUCUCAGCAACUGGACGACAGAGAAAGUCAGAAAAGAGGGGGUCAAGGUGAUGCCCAACGCUGUGGUCAAGGCUGUCUCUGUCUCGGGCAACCGGCUGGUGAUUAAACUGAAGGAUGGACAAAAGGUGGAAACGGACCAUAUAGUGGCUGCAGUAGGGCUGGAGCCUAACGUGGAACUGGCCAAGUCUGCUGGGCUGGAGGUGGACUCUGACUUUGGAGGGUUCCGGGUGAACGCGGAGCUGCAGGCACGCUCCAAUAUCUGGGUGGCCGGGGACGCCGCCUGCUUCUACGACAUCAAGCUGGGGCGGCGGCGCGUGGAGCACCACGACCACGCCGUGGUCAGCGGGAGGCUGGCUGGGGAGAACAUGACGGGAGCUGCAAAGCCCUACUGGCACCAGUCCAUGUUCUGGAGCGACCUGGGCCCCAACGUGGGGUACGAAGCCAUCGGCCUGGUGGACAGCAGCCUGCCCACGGUCGGGGUCUUUGCUAAAGCCACUGCAAAAGACACUCCCAAGAGUGCCACGGAGCAGUCAGGGACGGGCAUUCGAUCCGAGAGUGAAACAGAAGCAGAAGCCUCAGAAGUUCACAUUUCUCCAGGCUCUUCACCGACGCCUCAGGUUCCAAAGCAAGGAGAAGAUUAUGGCAAAGGCGUCAUUUUCUACCUCAGGGAGAAAGUGGUGGUUGGAAUUGUCCUGUGGAACAUCUUCAACAGGAUGCCCAUUGCCCGGAAGAUCAUCAAGGAUGGGGAGGAGCACGAAGACCUCAAUGAAGUGGCGAAGCUUUUCAACAUCCAUGAAGACUGAACUCCAGCAGGAAACUGCAGCAGGA